AUGCUGCUACGAUUUCGAAGAGCUGCGAAGGCUCUGGUUCUCCUAGCCCUGCUGCAACAACUCAGCUCCUACGCCUUUAUUCCUUUGAGAUUUCGACCAACAUCUUCGGAUGCCGGGCGAGAGGUGACGGUGCAGAGACCUGUGGUGGCAACCCAAGAGCCACCCGUGCAGGAGACAGCCACAGCCCCAGCAGAGGAGGCAGAGCCGGAGGAGCCGGAGCAGGCGCAGCAGGCAGAGGAACCACCGGAGCCCGACGACAUGCCUAUGCUUGUGGAGGUAGAAGAGGGCCUGGAGAUGGCUGCCAAAGACUACUUGAUUGAUCUCAAGAAAGAGCUGAUCAUUGCAUCGCAGCGACGCAAUGAGACGAGCAUGGUCAGUAUGCUGAAUCAUUUCGGGCCCAACUCCAAGGAUUCAUGGCUGGCCUCGCUGCUAGGCCAAGCCUUGAGGGAUAUCCUUCCAGAACUGUCCGGUGCCGAGCUUGGCUUUUUAGUGAUGUCCAUGGCGUACUCGGAAAUCCGAGCAGCGUCUGUCUGGCACAUGCUGGCAGAAGCUGCCAUUGAAGCUGCGCUCAUCGAAACACACCCGCGGGCGCUGGCAGAACUCGCAUUCGGCUUUGCCUGGGUUCAGUGGCAGCAGCCGGACCUCUUCACUGUCCUGCAGGUGGCCAUGGGCUUCUGCAAGGGGAAGGCCACGGAAGAGCAGAAGCGUGCCUUUGCUUGGUCCUGCAGUCGUGCUCAGCAGCCGUGCACCAAACUGUUCGGGAAGCCCUCGCCAAAGGUGGAGACGAGUGUUGCGUCAAAGUUUUGGGGAACAAUCACAGGCAUGUCCGGCACGAAGUCCAAUGCAAAGACUUUAUUGGAAGAUCCUUUGCCGGUGUUGCUUCUGCCCGAGGCGGUCCCUGCCAAGCACUGCGACGCGCUGCUGCAACUCGCGGACUCGCAGAAGCUGUGGAUGAACUCCAGUCAGCUCAUCGCAAACAACGACAAGGCCACUCGUCAGAAGAUUUUACGCUCCUCCCGUACUUCUUCGACAGCCCUCCUCGCGUGGCACGAGAAGCAUCCAUCAGUCAGAGCUGUGCGGGAGUGGGCAGCCCGCACGCUGCAAGUUCCAGAAGACUUCAUUGAGCCGCUACAGCUGGUCCGCUACACGCCAGGGCAGAAGUUUGGAAAGCAUGUGGACUGGAUUGGUGAGAAGGACCCUGGACUCUGGGCUUUUGGUCAGCGCAUGGCAACGAUGCUCGUGUACCUGAACACUGUGCCGGGAGGUGCUGGCGGCGAGACCUCCUUUCCGGAGUUGAAGCUGGAAGUCACUCCAACAAAAGGCUCGGCCCUCGUGUGGCCCAACGUGGAUGCUGCAGGCAUACCCCAGACAAAGGUUCUGCACGAAGCACUUCCCGUUAACGGCAACCAGGUGAAGUAUGCGAUGAACAUUUGGGUCCGCGGGCGAUCGCUGCCGGAUCAGAAGUGGAUCAAAUGGAUCACUCCAGGUGCUGGACACUACACCCUGCCUUCUGUUUCCUUCCCGGAGGUUGUGGAGCAUGGUGGGUCCCAGACAGGUGGCUGGAAGUAUGCUGAGCACAAGGUUCCUCUAGACGAACUGGCUAGCAGAGUCUUCACCAGCCAUCACACCAAGCCAGCAUCAGAGAUGCCAGAGCUUGCGCGUCACAAGCUCAGUGCUGCAACAGCUGCAAUGAUAACCUCCGUCGGCCUGGACAUUGUGGACCACGUCCAUUGGCUAGCAAACUAUCACUACCAUUUGGCACAGAAGCAAUGGAACAUUGACAAAUACGAGGAUGAGAAGCAGGUGGAGGAAGAUGAUUUGGAUGAAGCUUUCCGGCCGUUCGGCACCAUUGUCAGCCUGCAUGUCCCCUUGAACAGGAUGACCGGGGAGGCUAAAGGCUACUGCAUGCUGGAGUACACGGCAUACGAAGAAGCCUCAGCGGCGUUGGUGGCCAUGAAUGGCAGGGACAUGAGACAUGGCAUCCAACUGUUGACCAUGGAACAUUUGCGCAUUGCAUUGCUUGCCCGCUUGCGUGCGAUCGAAGAGUCAGGAAGGGAUGCUGCAUUAAAGUGGCAUGGCUUUGCAAGGAGGACGGCCGGGGCCAGAUAUGCUCAGAUCGCGGCGCACUGCAUUCGCUGCAUGGCCCAGGGGCACUGCACCAACCGCUUCAGUCACAUUUGCACCAUUCCGCCGCAGUUGGCAGUGGCUGCCGUGCAGAAGACGCGCAAGUUCCCUUCCAUUCAGGAGCAGGAGCAGAAGGAGAUGAUGCACCGACAGGAAGUCAUUGCAGAGCGGAGGAAACGAGACGAACUUCAUGCAUGGGCUGACCGCGAGGAGCGGCGCCUGGGCCUGAAGCGCAUGGAGGUCAAGGAUGAGUUCCAGCCCCACCAGCGCUUCGAGGGUGAGGUGGUGGAGGCCAACCUUCGCGGGCCCCAUCCCGGCUUGAAACGGGCUCCAGGGUAUACCUGGUGCAACUCAAAGGACCGACGCGAUGUGCAGUCCAGAAAGAUGACGGAUCUGAGUCACGUCCGGUCUUCUUCGCACUUCGAUGGUCCUGGGCCAGGCGAAUACUUAGGCCAUGAAGAGCAGUCACGAUUGCUCAAGAAGUCGCCCUCGUACGUCUUCGGUCUGAAGAAGCCCGCCGCAAAGAUUGUGGGCCCUUCACUGAAUGGCCCUGGCUACACUGGGCCAGACCAUGCCUGGGACAGAGUGUCCAAGGUGGAGAUUCGGCAAGGAGAAUGCAAGGAAGUGACCCCUCAGAUUUCAGCAUCUUCUGGACAUGGAUCCAUUCAGAUGGCAGAGAGUGGCGACUCUGCCUGGCUCAGGAAGCUGCAGGAGCUGGCAGUAGAGCUGGAAAGUGGCUUGCGCACCAGUGCCAAUCGGGAGAGCAGAGACGAAAACAGCAGCAAAGCCAAAGCCGAUGACGAGACGUCUGCCAGCCACGAGAUAACCAAAGCAGUCCGUCAGUCAGUGCACAUGCUCGAAUUUGUUCCAGGUAAGGAGCCAGACUCCGAGCGCACGUCGUUGGACAUUCUGCAGGGCAUAGGGGACGCACCUGGGAUGACGUUUCAAGAGGCACCGCGCUCAAUAGGCUCCCAUGACAUCGUCACGGAAGGGGCUUCCUUUCCCGUCGAUGCAGUCCUCACUGAGCAAGCUGUCCAUGUCGGACCAGCUGCCCGACCAGCAGAGAUAUCGGAGCAAGCAGCGCAGCGGAGAAACCCAAGUGUCGAAUCCUUCUCUGCCAAGCCACAGCCUUCAACAGGGCGAGAGAUUGCUGCAGCAGGUCUGCCCGAUGUACCGGCCUCCAGCUUCUCUCGGGACGAGGCUGCACAGAGAGGUUCUGCAACAUUGCUCGAGAUGCCCGAAGAAUCGGGGCGUGCACCUGAUGUCCAGACCUCCAGCUCCAGGGAUGGGGCACAGCUGGACUCUUCCUCGGACGCGUCGCAGAUGAUGGCUGUGGUGUCUAGUGAGAAGUCCGAAGUCCCCAACACGGAGCCCUUUGCCUUGCCGCAGGCACAGGAGGCUCCACACAAGACUUCCCCGUCCAGGAGCAGGGCCACAGACAAUGACAGUCAAGAUGACGAUGACGGCUUUGGUGCCUCAAGCGCCAUGCUUCAGCAUCGAUUUGCGAGCCGUGUGUCGCGUCGGCUGACCCUAUGUGAUCCGACGACCAUCCUCGUUGCCUUAGCUUGGUUUCAGCUGUCGCGGGAAAAGGUCCAUUGCCCUCGGCCUGGUUUUGCAAGAGCCUUCAAGCUUCGGCUGGGUAGCCUCGGCAAUGAGACCUGGCGCACGGCUGCAUGGGCAGCGCGAUGGUUCGAACUGCACAGACGCCUUAGCCACGCACGUUCAUUGGCGCUGGCCGCCGCACGGAAGCAUCACGCUGUGGACAACGCCUCCAGCGCGGUGAGCCAUUUGCUUGAAGCCGCCUUCUGGGUGGUGCGCUGGUUCGAGGUUUACCGGAAGGUGCACAUCGCAAGACAGGCAGCCCUGUAUGUUGCCCGCACGCCUGCAGCCCAGAUCAUCCUAGGUCUGGGCUUUGCAGGGAGGAAGGCCUGUGACGACCUCACUGGAGUUUUGAAACGGCACACCAUUGUCGCCCAUCUCGCUUCGGAAAAAGCUGAGGUGAGCAACUACCUGGUGUGUGCAACCUGGGUGCUUCCGCUGCACUUGGCCAUCUCCGCUUUGAUUGCAGAGUGGCCGGAUGGCGCAGAUGGGCUCCAGAGCCGUGGCCGUGAGUUGGGCACUACGAUGGUUCCAGUGGCAGAGUCAGCGCGGCCAGCGGAGACGCCGAGCGGACUGACGCCCACCAAAAGUGACCAGGUGGCCCAGAAAUAUGCAGCUGCACUGGGAAAUGUCAGCCGCGCUGUCGCAGCCAGCUGGUUUCGCUGGUGGCGAGACUGGCUGGAGAAGGGGAAAACCGCACAUGCGAUGGCGAAGAAGUAUGCAUGGAUCCUCAACAAUUCAGCGCAAGCAGUGGCAAUGACCUGGUUCGAUCAUUUCAGAGCUGUCGCAACAGAGAGGCGCAGCGCAGCAGGAGCCGACGCAGCAGCAAAGCAGCGCCGACAACUAGCUGAGUCCUUAGGCAGGCGCUCCGGUGAAGACGCAUCUUGGGUGGUGGCCCGGAGCUGGUACCAGAGCUGGAAUCACGCCCGGUGGGUGCAGCGAUUCCAGCAACGACUGGCGGCGAUGCCGUCUGCGGCAGGGAGUUGGAGCACUUCGGGCGUGGUCGUACAGCAGUGGCGAUUACGAUGCGCUGCAUCCGGCAUAGCAGCAACGAGGGGGUCACGCAGGGCUCGAUGGCGCCGACUGUUCGUUGCGGCUCAUUCCGAGUGCUCAACGUCCUUGCAUGGUUGCCUCCUUUCCUGGCACAAAACAGCAGUUGAUCUCGCUCGCGCACGACGUACUUUUGACAGAAUGAUCAGCCGCUUAAGGCAUGAUGCGGCCGCAACAGAACAGGUUCUUCGAGUAUGGCAGGCUUGGAGCUACGAGACAGCCAAGACGAGAGCGUUCAAAGUGAUGGAGGAAGCAAUCGGUUUGCGCGAUGAUGGCUUGGCGCUUUGUGCGCGGGUUGCCCGGCAGCGCGAAAUGAUGGGCCCUGCUUGGUCGCUGCUGGCAGUGUGGUGGUUCUGGGUAGCCACUUGCCGGACCUCGCUUGGGACCGUCCUCUCCAUGAAGGAUGCAGCACUGGAAGCUGGAGAUCAAGCAUGGCAGCGGCUCGCGCGCUGCACGGAGCUACAAUCUGCUGCGGCGGAACGUGCCCUGACCCCGAUUUGCUGCUGCAUGGCGUGGUUUGCAUGGGCCUCCACGACGUCAGCGGCGUGGCUCAUGAAGGAACGACGCGCCGUGGAAGAAGCCAAGAAGCGACCCGAGAUGAUGGCGGCGCGGUGUGCCAGCUAUCUCGAGGACUUCGAUGUGUCCCUCUACCUGUCCACCACCAUGUCUGCAUGGACACGGUAUGUCGCUGUGACGCGCAUGGACAAGUACCAACAAGAGCUUGACCUCACAAGGUCAAAUUACAAACUGGCAUUGGAAGAGCACAAUGCCGCCCUCGACACAGCCGGAGUGAAGUAUGAGGAAUCCCUGGCAAAGAAGAAGGCAGAACUGAAGGAGGUGGAACAAAGAUAUCUGACAGCAACAGCCAGCCGAAACGAAGCCGGAGAAGCCCUGGAGUCCCAGCUCAGCUUGGCAGAGGCGCAGAGUGUGAUGGCAACAGAGGAGAAGUACCAGCGCGAAGCAAUGAAGUACGAGGCCUCCCUCGAGACGUUGGCCUUGCGGCAGCGCCUGACUGAGGACAAGCUCAGCACUGAGGCUCAGGCUGCACAGGACAACGAGGCCCUCGUCAUGCAGCGCCAUGCGGCCGCCUUGAAGUCCAUGGAACAGAAGCAUCACCUGUCGUUGAAAGCAGCCGAGCAGAAAAUCGCACGGGCUUUGGAGAAGCAUCGGCUGGACUUGGAGAUGAAGUACAAAAACGAAGCGGAGAAGAGGCACCAAGCGGCUCUAGACGAAAUGCUAAUGGUUUUGGAGCGGCAACGGGCAGAGCUUGCCAGCAUGGAGCGAAGUGAGGAGCUACUCGUGCAAAAGACGGAGCUGUCUGAAGCACGCUGGAGUGCAGAGAUGGAGGAUGUUCGCUUGGCGUCACGGCAGCAGUGGGAACUUCUCUCACAGCAACACGGAGGGCAUUUGGAAGAAGCCCGCCGUGCAGCGCAUCUUGAAGCACAGCAGCAAUUCCAGACCGCUCUGAUUCAGCAAGAGGUUAUGCAAGGGGCCUCGGAGCUGGAGUGCCGUCUGGCCCUGCAGACGGCAGCACAGCAAGAAGAGCUGUCAACUCAGAGUCGGGAGGCUGCACUACGGGCAGCCGAAAACAAGCACCAACUAGCCAUCCACCUCUCCGAGCAGAAGAUCCGGAAAGCGUUGGAGAAGCACCGGGCAGACUUGGAAUCGAGGUACCACGAUGCCUUGAUGCGCAAAGAACAAGAAAAUGCCACCCUUGUCAACCGCUGUGCGACACUGGAGACAGAGCUGACAGCCUCAGAUAAGAAAGCCAAGAGCACAUUGGCGACAUCGCUGGAGGUUGCUCAACAGCAGCACGAGGCGGCCUCCCAGAUAGCAGCAGAAAGACAUGCUUUGGCCCUUGUGGAGCGCCAGCUCAGAGCUGAAGAGAGGCACGAAGCAUGCAAAGCAGUGGAGGAAAAGCAGGAGGCGUUGCUCUCCGACGCAGAGGAAAAGCUGUUGGAAGAGAGACAAGCAUCGGCGCAGAAGCUGCAGGAAGAAAUAGCGAAGUGCGAGAAGGAAUUGCAGGAAAGUCAUGAGUCCAACUGCGCGAAGAUGGCAGAAGAUCACCAGAACGAAGUCGUCAGGCUGGAAGCCGCCCUAGAAGCUGGCCAAAUCAAGUACCAUUUGUCGGUUGAGAAGUACACAAACGUGCUGGAAGCAACCCGACAGAAGCAUGACAAGGCCAUGGAUCUCCUCAAGAAAGAGCUUGAAGAGAAACACAUCACGUCCAUAGCAGACAUGGACCACCAGUACAGCCACGCCAUGUUACAGUGCGAAGCUAUUGCUGAAUCAGCAGAAACACGGCUGGAGCUUGUGGAACAGAAGUAUUCCAACGAAGUUGAGAGUCUGGAGCGCUUGCAGGAGCUCCAAAUGACCAGCAUGAAAACCGAUCUGGAGGAGCGCCAUGCUGCAGCUGUUGCUUCGGCCCAGAAGCAGGAAUCGCUGAUGGAAGCAGAGCAGACUUGGUUGAGGGAGAAGCAAGAGCUCAGUGAAGAGGCUUUCGAGCGGCGGGAGCAGAAUGCUGUGCAGAGGCUCACAAAAGAACUCGAAGCUGCAAAGCUGAAGUAUCAGCUUGCACUGGAAAGACAUGAGGGAGAGCUUGGAGAUUUGAAGUUCCAGCAUGAAACUGUGCUGAGGAGCCGAGACUCUGCGUUGGAGGCGCUAGCGGCAAAGUUGAAGCAGACGGAGCUGCGGCAUGGAAAGGCGAUGGAGGCUGCGGAAGCGAAGUUCCAGAAAGCCUUCGAUCGUGUGAAGAGGUGUGCCAUUGAAGAAGCCCGACAGCAGAUUCUGGAUCAUCGGCGGAGAUGCAAGGCUUGUCAGCAGGAGCCUCUGCCCCUUGAAGUUCGCACUGCCCCACCUCCGCCAAAAGCGAAGCCUGCGGCGAAGCCAAGAGACCCUGAACCGCAGCUCACACAGCGCAUCCAUGAGGUGAUGCCAGUGGAUCCGACACUCGUGGAGGUUACCCUGGAAAGUCUGGUGGUCCAGCGCAGCCGAAGUUGGAUUUGGGCUCAGGACAUGCAACGGGCCGUCGAUCAGGGCAUUCAGGGCAUCCUCGAAUUGCAUGAGGCAAUGCUGUUGCUGGUGGAACAAGCUGCGCGGCAUUCACUGCUACAGGGACAGGAGGACCCGAGGGCUGAAUCCCGUAUCGCCUCCGUGAAGCAGCUGGUCACACGAGUUGGGGAGGUGAAUGAAGAGCUUGGCAAGUUGAGGAGGGAUCGAGCAGAGUUCUGGUUUGCCCUGCAUGAGACGUCAGAGGAAGCAGUUCGCUGCAUGCGGCAGGCAAAUUCGCUUCCCGCUCCUGUUCCCGCUGUCGUGAAGCGGCUCGACUUCGAGAUUCAGGAGCUUUGCGAUGACCAGAAGAAGAUGGCGGAGGCUUUCAACGAGCUUGCGCUCCGCUUGAAGGCCGCAGGCGGAAGUUUACAGAGCCUUCAAGAAGCUCGGAACUCCCUGCCGAAGGGCGCACAUGCAUCCCAGGAAGCACAAGCACUGGACGAAGCAGGCGUCGAUGCCCAGAAGCUGCUUCAAGCCUCCAGGGAGGUGGUCAGCGCCCUCGUGGCCGAUGUCCGCGACCUUUUCUACUUGGUGGACGGCUCCAACCUUCGGCCUCGGCUGCGCCCGCACCCAGCACUGUCAGCACCGCCAGGGCCGCCAGGGCCGCCAGAGACCGAGACAGAGAGGCCGAACAGAAAUGAAACGAGCCAUUUUUCAAGCAUAGAAAGCAUAAAGCAUGGCCCGAUGCAGCCACGGCCGCGUGUUCGGCUAUGGCCAAUGUCAGUGUGCGCAACCAUGGCAGACUCAUGGCACAGGCAAAUCAUGCACCCGAUGCUGGAGCCGCCGGACAUACUGCUCGACGAGGCUGACGGACAGACGCAAUGCCGCUGCCUCGGCCAGGAGGCCAACGACUCCCAAGUCAGCCGGCUGCUUACAAGGGGUGAAUCUCCCCCUGAACAGGCUUUGAAGAUCUUCGAAGCUGGCCCCAAUGCAACUCUUCAUGAUGCGGCUUGGGAAGGCAACGUCGAUUUGGUGAGGAAGCUAUUGCGAAGAGAAAGCCCGGAUCUUCCGGAUGAAGAAGGGUCCACCCCUCUGCACUUGGCAGCGGACGAGGGCUACUUGGAGGUGGUGAGGUGUCUUGUCGAGGAGGGUAAGGCAUCUUGCGUGGAUGCAGUGGAUGGUGAAGGCAACACUGCCCUGCUGCUGGCUGCAAAGGAGGGGAGAACCAAAGUCGUGGACUACCUCCUGACGAGUGCCAAGUUGCAAGCUCCACAGCAAGCCAACUCAAACGGCGAAACGCCUCUGCUCUGUGCGGUACAGAAGGGCCGCGCUGACAUCGUGAAGCUGCUGCUUGGGCACUCCGCAACGGUGGACAUCUCGAACAACGAUGGUGAGACGCCUCUCAACCUGGCAGCGGGCAAAGGUGAUGCCGAAACAGUGCAGCUUCUCCUUGUCGAAGGGAAAUCUCAGUCUGUAGACACUCCAGAUCGCCUGGGCUGGACUCCUCUGCUCAUGGCUUCUCAUGGCGGCCAUGUCGGAGUGCUUCGCCUCCUACUCAAGAGCAGAGCUGCAACUGCGAACAGCCACAGCGGCACUGGUGAAACACCCCUCCUUCGCGCUGCAAAGCGUGGUCAAGUUGAGGUUGCCAAGCUUCUCCUCAACAUUGACGAGGCCGCAAUGAUCGACACUCCUGACCGUGACGGCCACACGCCUCUGAUGAUGGCUGCCCAGUUCGGCUUUGCAGAAACUCUCCGGUUGUUACUUGGCUACAAGGCAUCGAUCGACCUGCGCAACAAGGCAGGGUUCGCGGCAGGGAACCCACAACAUCACACUUCCUUGUGA
Symbiodinium natans is the source of this 9606-nucleotide messenger RNA. NCBI's taxonomy places the organism in Eukaryota, Dinophyceae, Suessiales, Symbiodiniaceae. The record is from the annotation of a GenBank genome assembly.